UUCCGGGUCGCGUCGCCCGGGCUCCGAGUCGGGCUCGCUUGGGGCCGGCCCGCCGCCGCCAUGUCCCCUGCGCGACCCGCCCCCGGGGCCGGCUCCGGCGCCGCCGCCUCACGGUAAGAGGCCUCUCCGCCGGCCGCGGCCCUGCAGGCUCCUCGCGGCGCAGAGCGGAGGGGCGCCCGUCCGCCCGCCACGACCCCGCCGCCGGGCCCGGCCCGCAGGCUUUGAAGACUGCAGACGAAGACACGCAUUCUAACCAUUUAAGUAUAUUAAAAAUAUUAACACCAAUGGAAAAGCCACAAGACUUACCAGAACAACCAGUGAAAAAAGUAAAGAUGCAGGAAUCUGGAGAGCAAAGUUUAAGUCAGGUGAGCAAUACAGAAGUCAGUGAUCAGAAAUCUGAAUCUUCAAGCCUUGAUCCCAACCUUCCCAUGUCAAGUGAAAUCAUGACAUGCACUGAUUACAUCCCAAGGACAUCCAAUGAUUAUACCUCACAGAUGUAUUCUGCAAAGCCAUAUGCACAUAUCCUUUCUCUACCUGUAUCAGAAACAACGAGCCCUUAUUCUGGUCAGACUCAGUAUCAAGCACUACAGCAGGCUCAGCCCUAUGCCAUCUACCCUCAGACCACCCAAACCUAUGGACUACCUCCUUUCGGUGCACUGUGGCCAGGUAUGAAACCUGAAAGUGGUUUAAAUCAGACUCCAUCUCCAAGUGAGCACAGUGUUCUUACCUGCACUACAGGGUUAACCACAAGCCAGUCCAGCCCAGCACAUUAUUCUUAUCCUAUUCAAGCACCAACUACCAAUGCCAGCCCAGUCUCUACAGCAUCAACUGUUGUCAAUAUUUCUGCAUCAGCUGUAGCCAGCAUCUCUCACCAGGAAUAUCCUACAUACACAAUCCUUGGCCAAAGUCAGUACCAGCCAUGUUACCCAAGUUCUGGCUAUGGGGUUCUAACGCCAGCAGACAGCAACACGGAGAGUACCACACUAGCAACAACCACGUACCCGACUGAAAAACCAAAAGCCAUCGUGCCUACGCGGACAGUGCAGAGACAUUCAUCUGGAGAUCUGUCCACAAGUCCAUCUUUGUCAAGAGCAACAGCAAGUAAGGAGUUAGAUGAGCAGACUAAGAAAAACAUACCUGGGAAGAACAGGGGCAAAAGGAAAGCAGAUACCUCCUCUUCACAGGACAGUGAAUUGGAACGAGUGUUUCUGUGGGACUUGGAUGAGACCAUCAUAAUUUUUCAUUCACUUCUCACGGGGUCAUAUGCCCAGAAAUAUGGAAAGGAUCCAACUCUAGUGAUUGGCUCAGGUCUGACAAUGGAGGAGAUGAUUUUUGAAGUGGCUGAUACACACUUAUUUUUCAAUGACUUAGAGGAGUGUGACCAGGUGCACAUAGAUGAUGUUGCUUCUGCUGACAAUGGACAAGACCUAAGCAACUACAGUUUCUCCACGGAUGGGUUCACUGGCUCAGCAAGCAGUACAAAUAACAGCUCGUCAGUGGGUGUCCAAGGUGGAGUGGACUGGAUGAGAAAGCUGGCUUUCCGCUAUCGCAGAGUGCGAGAAAUCUAUAACAAAUGCAAGGGCAAUGUCGGAGGCCUUCUCAGCCCACAGAAGAGGGAUGCCUUACAGAGACUAAGGACUGACAUAGAAGUGUUAACAGAUUCCUGGUUGGGAACUGCAUUAAAGUCCCUACUUCUCAUACAGUCCAGAAAAAAUUGUGUGAAUGUCCUGAUAACGACGACCCAGCUGGUGCCAGCUCUUGCCAAAGUUCUCUUGUAUGGACUGGGAGAAGUGUUCCCCAUUGAAAAUAUUUAUAGUGCUACAAAAAUAGGUAAAGAGAGCUGUUUUGAGAGGAUUGUGUCACGAUUUGGAAAGAAAGUAACAUAUGUGGUAAUUGGAGAUGGGCGUGAUGAAGAGAUUGCAGCCAAACAGCACAACAUGCCCUUUUGGAGGAUCACAAAUCACGCAGACCUUGUGUCCCUUCACCAGGCCCUUGAACUCGACUUCCUGUAAGAAGUUCAGCAGAGGAGUGAAUGCAGCUCCUCAUAAGCCCUUCUCUAUUUAUUUGGAGAGGCAGAAAUCAUGCCAUCUGGAUACUUUCUUUUCGUCUUGAUGGAAAAAAAAUGUAGCUAACAGACUUUACAGUAGAGUGUCACUUGGUCAUUUCCUCAGGAGCAUGGUACUACCAAGUAGAAAGUGUUUUACCCAGAAAGCUGCAGACUCAGCAUAGUCCAGGUGUUCUCUCUUGCCUACAGAAGGGUGUUGCUAGGGCCAAGAGACCUCUUCAAGCAGGUAGUCUACAGAGAGUCACUGUACACAGGCUUGCGGUAAAAGCAGCAAACUUUUGUAAAAUCCCUCUCUCGAUUUAGUUAUGGAACCCAAAGUAAAUGGGUUAUUUUUAUUUUUAUAGACAAGGGUCCAGUGUCUAGAGCUGGAUAAAUCUUUCCCUUCUGGCAAAACCAAAGUGAAUGGUUGGUAUUUUUUUUUUUGUUGAAAAUAUUAAUGAAAAUAUGAAGAAUGCCUCUGUGUUGCUGUAAAAAUCUCUGCCUUUUCUCUCCCCCUGUUCAGAGCAGUUAAUUUAUUGCCAUUUUUUAGAUAAUUUUAUCCCAAUUUAGGUUUAUUGGAUAUUAAUAAGGGAGAAAGAAAUAUGUCUAGAACUUUCAGUUUUUCAUUUAGGAAAAUGUCAUUCCUAGUGAAUAACUGACUUCCUGUUCAAUGUGUGGAUCUCUCACAUGUGUUUGUGUAUGUUGUAUACACCACCCUGUUUACAAACCUGAGGGUUAGUAAAUUCCAGCCCAGCCAAUGACCUGGUCUGCAGCGUGCUAGACAUGUUAAGAAUAAGGAGCUGAAUCUGAAAAUUAAGGUGCUAGCAUUAGCAUUAUUGUAUUCAGUGCCUCCGACAUGAAUAAGAGAGUCUUCACUUGGUCUGGAAUAAUUUAAAGGACUUUUACACCAUAUUAAUAACAUAAGGAAAAAGAACAUUUAUUAGCGUUCACUUCUGUUCUCCAAACACCAUUUAUGUCCAGUAAGGCUUUGUUAGCUGGAUCUAGUUCAAUAUGAGGGGUAUUCCACUUUCUGUUAUAGUGAAGACAUGGUUGAAAACAAACAACCUUCUUUGUGAGAGGGAAUCUAUCUAGGAAACCCAUCAUUCAGCAAUCCACAGCACAUCAGACACAGGAAUUGUGGGUAUACUAACCUUUCUAUUAAGACAGUAGAUAAUGAAGCUGAUGACAGUGUGAAGUGAGGUGACCUAUACCCCCUUAGCACAACUCUUCCCUAGCAAUAUUUAGAUUGAGGAGGCAGGGGGCCUUGCCAGUCACAUAAGCUUGUAACUCUUCAGAAGUUCUUGAUAUGGGAUAGGACCUCAUGCUCAACAACUGUAUGCUCACUCUGCUUUUUGUCCUAAAAUGGGAUAGAAACUACCUAAGCAUAAGAGUUGCCUGGGUUCCAGGGCAGUCCUUGGUCACCCAUCUGGAACCUGAAGAGGGGAUGAUUAGGAAAGCUCAAUGUUUUCAUUUGAACAGCUACUGGCUGAGGAGGAUGUUGAGCAGCUGCGUGUUUUUGGCUAUAGAUGUGUCUGAAGUAUAACCACAUGCCCUACAGGCUCUUGAGUUUGAGCCAACACACUGGCACUGAACCUUGUCUACACUAAGAAUGCUCCUUGAACAUUGGUGCCAGGGUUACCACCAGCCCAAUUUAAUGGAAUAUUCUAAUAUUUGUCAAUUACUUGCCUGAAACAGGAUUAAAUGAAAUUACAAUUGUAAUAUUGGUAGUAAGGGAUGGCUUCAUACUCAGGCUCCCCCUUUAACAACUGUGGGAGAGUUGUAGAAACAGUCCAUAAUGUAGACAGACUAAGUUGUGAGAACCAGGGAAGUACUGGGGUCUUUGGAUUUCAAACACGUUUUAAAUUUUGAUCUUAAUAACACAGCAAAUAAGGAAUGUGCAUCCUUCUCCCAGACACCAAAUGGAGCACCAGAUCAGUACCAUGGAAGUAGGAGCCUGGCUUUGCCAUCCAGUCUGCUUGUUAGACAUGCUGGUUUUACACUCUGACCUUAGGCAGAUGGACUCCAGAGCUGGAUGACUCCCAGGAGAGCUUUUCUAUUUAUGGAAUACUGUGUGUAUGGGAACGAUUGUAUUCAGACUGGGUAUCAUCUUCCUGCAUUAGAGACUCUGUGGAUCUGGUUUUUGUGGUGAGUUGUUACUCUCUGGUUCAUUCAGUGGAAGCCCUGUUUUGGAAUUUGGAAAAGUAGCUGUACUUUUAACUACUGCUAGAGUUCCUGCCUGUUGGCUGUAGAAUACUACCUGAACUAUCUCUUGCUCAAAGGAAGCACAGCAGUGUUUAUCCGCUGGCAAUGACAGGAAACUUCAUUGCUCCCUGUGAAGCAGGCCAAGAGCCUGCUCUCCCAUACAUAAACUGGGCUGAGAAAGACCAUGAGGCUGGGAGAAUAUUCACUGUAAAUUGUGGUGCUCAAUGGAAAGGCUCACAAUCUCUUGUGAGCUACAAAAGUCAUCAGAAAGCAAGAUAGGUAUACAGUAGUAUAGGAAAGGAGAUGAGUGUUCAAUAGGUGCCAGAAGGUAAGGGGUUUUCUUGUUCUUGGUUCCUAAAAUAGUAUCUUUUUUUAAAAAAAGCCCCUAGAAGGGUGAGUACUACAUUUAACCUUUAGAGAUGGUCCAGCAGGAAAUAGACCACAUGAAAGUACAUCAUUUCCACAGGUGGGAAAACUUUGCAUCUGAAGAUAAGGAAUCUUUCUACCUUGGAGUUACAAAAAAAACCCAGUUCUGGUUUCCAUUACAGUUCUGUCAGAGUUGAGGCUCACUAACCCUUCAGAAUUUUUCUUGUAAAUGUACCUAUGAGACACUUCACCUUGUGGAACUUGAGAUUAUUUGAAGCAUGUCUCAUACUUCAGUGAACUUUAACUUUGGGAUCAAAACUGGUGCCUUAACCUCCCACCAUCUAACUUGGACAAGCUUCCCCUUUGCUUCAAUAAUUAUACAGAGAAGAACUUCAGGGGAGAGUUUGACUGCCCUGGCUUUUUUUAUUUUAUUUUUUUUCUCUCUGUGUUUCUAGCACAUGCUGGAAGCCAAGGUACUGGGCACACAAAUACCUGCCAGGUUUUGCUUUGUGUUUGUUUACUUCAGAUGUUUUAAAGGAACUUUUAAGAUAUUGGCAAAACUUAGGCUGAAUGUGAAACUCUUGCAGCCAGUGACAUUUCAUACUAAUAUUUAUAUGAUGUUUCCUUGAAUGUAUGUAAAAUACUUUUCUAACAGGAUGUUGAUGGUACAUUUCUGUGUUACAUUAAUAAAGGUUAACCUGGCUCCUUUAUUUUUUUUCCCCUGGUGGCUAGGUUUGAGAAUGGUCCCUUUCCCAAUGGACUGGCAGCGAGGAGUUCCUCUUUAUGCAAGGAAAUUUAUAGCUGCCUUUCGCAUGAUUUAAUUGUUUUCCCAUUAUUUCAUGGAUAAAUGCCACACCAAAUUCUAAAGCCAAAAAUCUGGGAGGGGAAUACUCUGCAUCACUAAAAUGCUCCCUCUAAGUAUUCCUGUUUUCUCCAUGGCAGGUGGGUACUUCUGUGUCCUCGGCUCCGAGUGUCUUUCAGCUCACCCUGCAGUCUCAAUCCUUUAAAGCCAACCCACUGAUAUUUGCUAGUUCUAGACACCCUUGUGCUUAAGUAUUUUAGAAAGCAUAACUUGAGUCAAGUCCCUCUGGAACUUCCAGAAGCCUUAUCUAGCAGCAAGGUGUUGGUUACAGUAUAUGUAUGAGACUGAGGGCAUUAAUGGCUGCAAAUUCCUUGAUUGUUCAUGUUCUGUGUAAUGGGGGCUGUCCUAUGAACUGGAAAAAUAAAGUUUCUAUUUUCUGUAAUAA
Alligator mississippiensis (American alligator) is the source of this 5859-nucleotide messenger RNA. It is a transcript of the gene EYA3, whose product is annotated as EYA transcriptional coactivator and phosphatase 3. Gene Ontology annotation, molecular function: protein tyrosine phosphatase activity. The transcript has 18 exons. Lineage: Eukaryota; Metazoa; Chordata; Crocodylia; Alligatoridae. Gene Ontology annotation, cellular component: nucleus. The record is from RefSeq and is a predicted model, not a curated record. Gene Ontology annotation, biological process: negative regulation of extrinsic apoptotic signaling pathway in absence of ligand; multicellular organism development; positive regulation of DNA repair. The coding region runs from base 285 to 2012 and encodes 575 amino acids.